AUGAAUCUCAACAACAAUAACAGUAACAAUAGCCAACAACCUAAUAAUACUAGAAAUACAAAACCUAACUUAAAUUCCCUUUCUCAUUCAUCCAACAACAUACUUGAUACCAAUAUCAUAUAUUAUAAUAAUAACAAAAAUACCACCACUAAUACUAAUAAUGCUAAUAAUAAUAAUAAUAAUAGCACCAUGAAUACUGAUAUUAUGAGCUCUAAUGACGGAUAUAAUAACUUGCAACAAAAACGGCAAAUACAAACAAAUGGCACUUCCAGCAAUCUCGCUACAAAAGCAACAAUUAGAACUGAUUCAAAACAACAACAGCAACUAUUUUUAAUGGCAGGCAAUAACGUUUUUUCCAUUGGUCCAUAUAAAAAACGUAAAGACGCUAGUAGGAUUUCUGUUUUAGACAAGUAUGAAAUUAUAGGAUAUAUUGCAGCAGGAACAUAUGGUAAAGUUUAUAAAGCUAAAAUGAAAAACAUUAAUAAUACUAAAGAUACAACAGUUCUAUCAAACCAUAUUACUAGUUCUGAUACUGCUGAUGCCCUUCAAUCUAAUAAUGAAAACAACAAAGUUAGCCAUAUUACUCGUGCGAACAACUCAUUGGUCGAAAAAAAUACCAUUUCUAAAAGUGAUGAAUUGAUAAAUACUUCAAAUACUAUUAAUAAACAGAAUCGCAUAGAUAACUUAAAACUAGACAAUAAUAGCAUUACUAAUACCGACAUCGUUGAUUUAACAGUAAGUGAAGAUCAAGAAAGCAUAUCAAUUGCCAAAAAGAGUGGUGGCUGCACGCCCAAUGAGAAGGAUAUUAUAACAAUAGAUGCUAAUAUUGGAAACACAUCGUUAACACCAAAUAAGAAUUUAAUGAACAUUAGUGCGAAAACAAGCGUUGAUGAUAACAUUAGAAAUACAAAUUAUAGGAGAAAUUUAAACUUUAAAACGAACAAUAAAACAAAUUCCACUUUAACGACGAUUACUGAUGUCAUUACUAAACAAGCGCAUACCAAAAAAAAUAGCGGUAGUGGACCCCAUGUAAAUACUGAAACUUUAAUCAACAGCACGAAUUUGCAACCGCAGAUGCAAACGGUACAACAAGCUAAGCCUCAGCCGCAAUAUUAUGCUAUUAAAAAGUUUAAAACUGAUAGAGAAGGAGUUGAGCAAUUGCAUUAUACAGGUAUAUCGCAAAGUGCUUGUAGAGAGAUGGCAUUAUGUAGAGAGCUAGAUAAUAAACAUUUAACUAAAUUGGUGGAAAUUUUUCUAGAAAAUAAAUCUAUCUACAUGGUUUCUGAAUUUGCAGAGCAUGAUUUGUUGCAAAUUAUUCAUUCGCAUUCUCAUCCAGAUAAAAGACUGAUACCACCAAGAAUGUUGAAGUCUAUAAUGUGGCAAAUUAUAGACGGUGUUUCCUAUUUACACCAAAAUUGGAUUCUUCAUAGGGACUUAAAACCUGCAAACAUUAUGGUUUCUGUUGAUGGUUGUGUUAAGAUCGGUGAUUUAGGUUUAGCUAGAAAAUUCAAUAACAUGGUUCAAACGUUAUACACUGGGGAUAAAGUUGUUGUUACAAUAUGGUAUAGAGCACCUGAGUUAUUAUUAGGGGCAAGACAUUAUACCCCUGCGAUUGACAUGUGGGCUGUUGGUUGUAUUUUUGCCGAAUUGAUUGGAUUGAGACCGAUUUUUAAAGGAGAGGAAGCUAAAAUGGACUCUAAAAAAACAGUUCCAUUUCAAUCGAACCAAUUUAAAAAAAUAAUUGAACUUUUGGGCACUCCCACCAUUAGCACAUGGCCUGACAUUAGGAAGUACCCUGAAUUUGGUCAAGUUAACAACAGGUUUCCGCACUAUGAAAAUAAUCUACUAACAUGGUAUCAAUCAUGUGGUGGUAAAGAUAGAUGGGCAUUUGAUCUAUUGGUUCAAUUGCUUAGAUAUGAUCCAAUUACUAGAAUUGAUGCUAUAAAUGCUUUAAAUCAUGUAUAUUUUACAAACAAUGAUCCAUUAGUUUCUGAAAACAUAUUUGAAGGCUUAAGUUACAAAUACCCACCGCGCAGAAUCCACACCAGCGACAAUGAUAUCUUAGGUAUUGGAAAAAUUGCACAGCAACAACAACAACAGCAGUUACAAACUCAACAGCAACGGAUGCAACAACAAUCUGUGCAACAGCAACAGAACAUUCAGCAAAAGCACCAAUCACAGCAAAUGCCACAAUUUCAAAUGCAACCAAAAUUCGCCUCACAACUUCCAAUGAAACAGCAACUGAAACAAUCACAACAAAAUCCGCAAUUAGUUCAACAACAACAACAACAACAACAACAACAGCAGUUACAAGAGCAACAGUUACAAAAACAAUUGUAUGAACAACAGGUUCUUCAAAUACAGCAACAACAACAAUUACAAUUGCAGUUGCAACGACAACAGAAACUGGCAGACCAGACCAAAGGACAAAAAAAGGUUGUACAACAACAACAACAACAAGUACUUGAUCAAAAUACACAAAUGCAACACCCUAUUUUGCAGCAAACACAACGAUUGAAUACUCAUCAAAUACGUCAGGCAAGACAAAUGCAACAUUUACAACGACAACAAACACAGCAAGGUAAUAUAAAUGGCUUGGGGGUCAAUAAACGUAUUUUAGCGGCGGCGGCUGCUGCAGCGGCUGCUGUCUCUGGCUCAGUAGGUCCACCAAGAAAAAAAAAGAAAUAA
Saccharomycodes ludwigii is the source of this 2688-nucleotide messenger RNA. RefSeq names its product cyclin-dependent serine/threonine protein kinase SSN3 (gene SSN3). The coding region runs from base 1 to 2688 and encodes 895 amino acids. Gene Ontology annotation, biological process: protein phosphorylation. Gene Ontology annotation, cellular component: nucleus; mediator complex. Gene Ontology annotation, molecular function: ATP binding; cyclin-dependent protein serine/threonine kinase activity; RNA polymerase II CTD heptapeptide repeat kinase activity. The transcript has a single exon. The record is from RefSeq and is a predicted model, not a curated record. Lineage: Eukaryota; Fungi; Ascomycota; Saccharomycetes; Saccharomycodales; Saccharomycodaceae.